UUCCGUCACUUUUGUAGCGAAUUUCACUUAGCCUAUUUCAUUACGUCCGGCAACUCCUCAAUUUACGCGUGGCCGUUGCUGUCAACUGCCUAUUUAUAAGAUUUACACAACAGAAAAUUCAUCCUGUUCAAAAUGUAUUCUCCGUUCUAUCAGCUCAGGAAACCCGUGGACCAACAAAACGCCAUUGAAAAUGUUCAGCAAUUUCCUGCUCAUCUCGUACCGGGUAGGACGAUUGCUGCUGCUGCAGUCAAUGAAGAUAGCUGCGAGUUUGGUUCCCCCAAAUAUUUUGCCCUCUGUGGAUUGGGCGGUGUUAUUUCAUGUGGUUUGACACACACAAUGGUUACUCCAUUAGAUUUGGUUAAAUGCCGUCUACAAGUGAACCCUGGAAAAUACAAGAACCUUCUCUAUGGUUUCAAAGUUACAAUGGCUGAUGAGGGUGCUAGAGGAUUAGCCAAAGGUUGGGCUCCAACAGCUAUUGGUUAUUCUAUUCAAGGUCUAGGUAAAUUCGGUUUGUACGAGUACUUCAAAAUUUUAUAUGCCGACUUGUUGGGAGAAGAAAAAGCAUAUUACUGGCGUACAUCUCUGUAUUUGGCUGCAUCUGCAUCUGCUGAACUCUUCGCUGAUGUCGGUCUUGUUCCUCUUGAGUCGAUCAAGGUCAAAAUUCAAACUACUCCUGGUUUUGCCAAUACCAUGCGUGAAGCUGUCCCUAAAAUGUUGCAACAAGAAGGUGUAUCUGCUUUCUUUAAGAGCUUAGUACCAUUGUGGAUGAGGCAAAUUCCUUAUACAAUGAUGAAGUUUUCAUGUUUUGAAAGAACAGUUGAAUUAAUUUAUGCUCAUGUUGUACCAAAGCCUAGGGCUGAUUGCACCAAAGGAGAACAAUUGAUUGUUACGUUUGCUGCAGGUUAUAUUGCUGGAGUUUUUUGUGCCGUUGUGUCCCAUCCAGCUGAUACAUUGGUGUCAAAAUUGAACCAAGAAAAGGGAGCAUCUUCUGUUGAUGUGCUAAAAAAAAUUGGUUUUGGAGGAUUAUGGAAGGGUUUAGGCCCAAGAAUUAUUAUGAUUGGUACCUUAACAGCUCUGCAAUGGUUCAUCUAUGACUUUGUUAAAGUCACUUUGAACAUUCCUCGACCCCUACCACCUGCACCACCCAAGGGAAAGAGUGAAUAAAUAAUUUAUAGUACAUUAAAUUAUUUAAUCAAUUCAGAACCGUCAGUCUUACUUAAAUAUAAACCAUGUGCACUUAUGAAUUGUUCAUUGAGGAGAGUAUUCAACGCUUUUUAGUUUUGUUUUACAUUUGUAGACGCUUCAAUCAUUCCGAUUUAACAAUACCUCAAUCACGUGUAUUUAUUAAAAUACAAAACUCUAGUGUGCUGUAUCAGUAUGUUAUAAAAUAUGUGUAUAAUGUUGUUCUUAAUAAAGUUACUUAUAUGUUCUGAGUUGUAGUAUAAAA
Sipha flava (yellow sugarcane aphid) is the source of this 1447-nucleotide messenger RNA. RefSeq names its product phosphate carrier protein, mitochondrial-like. The record is from RefSeq and is a predicted model, not a curated record. NCBI's taxonomy places the organism in Eukaryota, Metazoa, Arthropoda, Insecta, Hemiptera, Aphididae. The transcript is spliced from 2 exons. Gene Ontology annotation, molecular function: phosphate transmembrane transporter activity. Gene Ontology annotation, biological process: mitochondrial phosphate ion transmembrane transport. Gene Ontology annotation, cellular component: mitochondrial inner membrane. The coding region runs from base 133 to 1164 and encodes 343 amino acids.